GGAUCCCUACAAGGGCCAGUCAGUGGACCAGUGUGUGUCCACUCUGGGUCCAACUGAACUGGUUUACCAACUGAACUGAACCACUUGCCGAAGCAGUCACGUGGUACAGCCGGGCAGCGAGGCUUCGGAUCCACAAACUGCUGAUUGAGAUGGCGCCAGUGUGUGUGGCCUGCCGUCUGCCGAUGUUGUGUGUUUUUGUACUGUUUCUGUCUUUUUUGAUGCAAAACGUCAACUCUCUGCUGGUGUAUAAUCGCCAAACACUGCUGGACCUCCGAUUCUCUGCCGCUAAUCCGGCAAGGACUACUCGUGGUGGAGAUGGAACGUUGCCUCCGUUUUUAUCGGGGGGACUGGUUUACCUGUGCCGCACCCCGGCUCCACCUACACGCUGUAAACGCCACCGCCGCCGGGGAAAACGCAGUGGUCGACUGGUGAGAAUGAGGGCUUCUUCAGCUCCUCGUCUCCCUUUUCCGAGGCGUUUCCUGGACCCUGUCGACGCCUGGCUGGUACCUGCCGUCGACCCGGAUGUGGCUUUCCUGCACCGCGGGACCUGCUCCUCUCGUCCCCGCUGCCGCGGAGUUAAUCCGCAUAACCUGAGGUCUCUGUGUCGGGCUCCCCGGACCUCUAACGCCGCCAAUCUGCCAGCCCCUACCAGGUUUGGCCUGGUCAACGCAAGAUCGCUGACUAAUAAGACUUUUGUCCUAAAGGAUUUCUUCACGUCCAAGGGCUUGGACUUCCUCUUCGUGACUGAGACAUGGCUCAGUAUUGGUGCUGAAGGCGUGUGUGUGUGUGUGUGCCAAUCAGCUCUAAUGGUAGCAGCUAGAAGACAUCACCUGUGAGAGGGUUGAACCACCUCACCAUGACACAGGUCCAGACUUCAUGGACACAGGGCACAGAGUGUGUGGCCAGGUAUAACUUCAAAGGCACAUCAGAGCAGGACCUGCCCUUCAAUAAAGGAGAUGUGUUGACCAUUGUUAUUGUCACAAAGGAUCCAAACUGGUACAAAGCAAAAAAUUUCGCAGGUCGCGAGGGAACAAUUCCAGCCAACUAUGUUCAGAAAAGAGAAGGAGUGAAAUCUGGAGGGAAGCUGAGUCUAAUGCCAUGGUUUCAUGGGAAGAUCACGCGGGAUCAGGCAGAGCUGUUGCUUCACCCUCCUGAAACCGGCCUGUUCUUGGUGCGAGAGAGCACCAACUUUCCCGGCGACUACACCCUGUGUGUGAGCUGCGACGGUAAAGUGGAGCACUACCGCAUCAUCUACACCAACGGCAAGCUGAGUAUCGAUGACGAGGGGUACUUUGAUAACCUCAUGCAGCUGGUCGAGCACUACACCAAAGAUGCAGAUGGCCUGUGCACCAAUCUAAUAAAGCCAAAAGUGGAGGAGGGGUCGGUGGCCGCUCAGGAUGAGUUUUCCAGGGGUGGCUGGUCGAUGAGCAGGAAAGACCUCAAGCUGCAGCAGAUUAUUGGGAAAGGAGAGUUUGGAGAUGUCAUGGUGGGAGACUAUAGAGGGACCAAAGUAGCUGUGAAGUGCAUAAAACAUGACGCCACAGCGCAGGCCUUUAUUGCAGAGGCUUCCGUCAUGACGCAACUGCGGCACGAUAACCUGGUGCAGCUGCUUGGAGUGAUUGUGGAGGAGAACGGGAGUCUGUUUAUAGUGACUGAGUACAUGGCCAAGGGCUGUUUGGUUGACUACUUACGUUCCAGAGGCCGGACAGUACUUGGUGGAGAUGCUCUCCUGAAUUUUGCACUAGAUGUCUGUGAGGCCAUGGAGUACCUGGAAAUAAAUAACUUCAUCCACCGAGACUUAGCAGCCCGCAAUGUUCUCGUAUCAGAAGACAACAUGGCCAAAGUCAGUGACUUCGGUCUGACCAAGGAGGCCUCUUCCAUUCAGGACACGGCUAAGCUGCCUGUGAAGUGGACAUCGCCAGAGGCCCUCAGAGAAAAGAAAUUUUCCACCAAAUCAGAUGUUUGGAGCUACGGUAUUUUGCUUUGGGAGAUUUACUCUUUUGGCCGAGUGCCUUACCCGAGAAUUCCAUUAAAGGAAGUUGUGCCUCGAGUGGAGAAGGGUUACAAAAUGGACUGUCCAGAAGGCUGUCCUGAAGUGGUGUACAACAUCAUGAAACAGUGCUGGAACCUGGAUCCUGCUGCCCGACCAAGCUUUCAAAUGUUGAAGGAGUGGCUCCAACAUAUCAACCAAGGGAUGGUAAAAAAACAAUGAGACUUCUCACAGAACAGACAGGAAAAGUGACUUUGCUAUUCUUUCAUUUUGACCACCUGGACCAUAACCUAAGAGGAAAAAAUAAUUUCAAAAGACUGCUCUUCCAAAGUUCAUGACGAAGUUUGCUUUCACACAUUGUCCCUGAACCGUUAAGCAAAACUGUCGAUAUUAUGCUCCUCAGCAUGACCCCUCACCUCGAGUGAGUCUUUCCGGCUCGGUUACCGGCGAGUCUGUCCUUUGAACACACCGCUGCCUCCCAGCCACAGUGCCUUGACCUUUUUUAGAAAUAUUUCAUGUCUUUUAUGUUGAUAUCCUUGGCCAUUUUGGUGGCAUCAUUACAUUUCUUGAACAUGUAGAGUAGCCCGUGACAUAAUUUGACUGAGUUAACUGAAUCCAUGGUAUCAGUUUAAACAGGAAAGAUGCUUAAAAUUUAGGAAUACAGUUGUGAUACAUCAUGUAUCACUGUAUUAUUUGUACAGCUUAAAAUAACUUUGAUUAUAAAGCUCUUUUUUUUUCAUUGCCAUAUGAUUUGAAAUGUGUUUGGAUCCCUUCAUAAGUCAAAAAAGGAAGCAGAAGUUGUCAUCUUUUCUACUGAUAUAAUAACACCAUUCAUCUCAGUCAGGAUCAUCACAUAAAUUCCCAUGUACAGAAUGUUCCCUCUAAAUAUAAACAAAUGUUUUUAUUUUUUGAAUCUUUGGAUUUAACCAAAUGUUCUGGAUUUUCUAUGUAACGAGAAACUGAGUGUUAAUAAUUUUUACUGUGCUUCCAUUUUCAACAAUAAAGAAUAAGAAUACAUCUUGAAAA
Pseudoliparis swirei is the source of this 3016-nucleotide messenger RNA. RefSeq names its product tyrosine-protein kinase CSK-like. Gene Ontology annotation, biological process: adherens junction organization; protein phosphorylation; regulation of Fc receptor mediated stimulatory signaling pathway. Gene Ontology annotation, molecular function: protein tyrosine kinase activity; ATP binding; protein binding. The coding region runs from base 857 to 2212 and encodes 451 amino acids. The record is from RefSeq and is a predicted model, not a curated record. Lineage: Eukaryota; Metazoa; Chordata; Actinopteri; Perciformes; Liparidae. The transcript is spliced from 13 exons.